Molecule: messenger RNA, 1410 nt
Organism: Pectinophora gossypiella (pink bollworm)
Lineage: Eukaryota; Metazoa; Arthropoda; Insecta; Lepidoptera; Gelechiidae
Exons: 3
Coding region: 1-1410 (469 amino acids)
Source: RefSeq, a predicted model, not a curated record
AUGACGUCUGAUGCUUACCAAAACUGUGAGGAGUUAUACACGGAGUACAAAUAUGAGCUGAGGGAAAGAAUUGCUGUUCUUGAAGGAAAAGCGGAUGGCUGUAAACAAAAACAGUCUGGUCAGAGUGUCACUGCGAAAGAACAGAGUUUGAAGUUGCCCAAAAUAUCCAUACCUUCGUUCUCAGGAAACAAUGACAACGAUUUCCUGAAGAAGUUUUGGGAGUUGGAGUCAGAUCCAGUAGUUGCUGAUGCUAAACCUGCAUUCAGUGAAGAAGAAGAAAGAUGUGAACAGAUAUUCACAGCAACUACCAAAAGAGACAGAGCUGGGCGCUAUAUUGUUAGUUUACCAUUCAAAACCGAAGAUCCUCGUUGUAAAGAUGGCGAUACAAAGGCUAUAGCCCAAAAAAGAUUUCAUCAGCUUGAGAAGAGAUUCGCCAACGAUAGUAAUCUGAAACAACAGUACACGAAUGUUAUAAACGAAUACCUCGAAUUGGGACACAUGGAGAUCAUACCCGAAAAUCAGCGUAAUAAACCAGAAGUUGUUUACUUACCUCACCAUCCUGUAGUUCGGGAGGACAAAGAUACCACCAAACUCCGUAUUGUUUUCGAUGCUUCGUCGCGUGGGUCCAAUGGCGUGUCGUUGAACGACGACUUAUUGGUUGGUCCAACUCUUCAAAAUGAUCUACGUCAUAUCAUCAUGCGUUGGCGUGAUUAUCCUAUCUGCUUAGUAGCAGAUAUUGUCAAAAUGUAUCGGCAGAUACUUGUAGAUCACAAAGACGUCGACUUCCAACGCCUUCUGUGGCGUAAACAUCCCAAUGAAGAAAUUCAACAUCUAAGAUUAUUGCGGGUUACCUUCGGCACAGCUUCGGCACCAUACUUGGCAGUUCGAAGUCUACAUCAACUGGCAUAUGACGAUGGUAAAGAUUAUCCGUUGGCUACUGAAAGAGUUCUAAAGGAAUUCUACAUGGAUGAUCUAAUGACGGGUUGCAAAUCUGUAGAAGAAGGAAGACAAAUUUAUACAGAACUGACAGAAUUACUGAAGGGAGGAGGAUUAGAACUUCAAAAAUGGAGUAGUAAUAAUGAGGAAUUAUUAAAAGAAAUAAACAUGGAAGAUCAAACAAUCAAAGGGAAACUAAAACUAGAUACGGUGAUGAAAAUACUGGGACUUACCUGGAACCGACGAACCGACGAGUUUGAGUACGCAGUGCAGCUUCCACCCCUGAAGACACCUGUAACUAAAAGAAGAGUGUUAUCGGAUAUAUCACGGUUGUUUGAUCCUCUUGGAUGGUUAGCGCCAAUCCUGGACAGUGGUCACAUGUAUCGACGAAAGAUAAUCCUGCAGAUUGCGCGUCCCGUGGGUCAAAAGAUCUUGAAGGUGAAACACUAUGGAGAGAAGGUCCAUCCUGGCUGA